Messenger RNA from Drosophila busckii, 463 nucleotides. The record is from RefSeq and is a predicted model, not a curated record. Lineage: Eukaryota; Metazoa; Arthropoda; Insecta; Diptera; Drosophilidae. The coding region runs from base 13 to 357 and encodes 114 amino acids. The transcript is spliced from 3 exons.
GUGACUUGAAGCAUGAAGCAUUUGUUUAUAAACCUUUAUGGCAGUUACAUUAUAUUAGUUAUUUGCUGCAUAGACGCGGAUGCUUUGGUGCAUUUUAAGGCUUUAAAAAAGGGCAGUAACGGUUGCUUAGAUGAUGAUGGCAAGGAAAUGAAAGUGUAUGGUGAGACGCAGGACAAGAAUACGUGCGGCGUGAUUGUUUGUCAAAACACGGAAGGACAUGCUCUAAUACACUACUGCCAGAUACCAGCGGCGUUUGAAGCCUGCAAUACGAAUGGUGUGCUGACCACUGUGGAUUUUCCCGAAUGCUGCUGGAAGUGCGUGAAGUGGCAUAAUUGUGAUGCCGAGAAGAAGGAAUAAUAAUUUAUAUUGCAUUUAUUGCAUGUUGUGUUUAUACUAAAGCGGCAGAUGUCAAAUGAGCACUCAAAUGAUAUUUUAAUUGCUAAACUGUUUCCAAAACUCAAGA